This is a messenger RNA of Oncorhynchus nerka (sockeye salmon), 705 nucleotides long. Its product is annotated as small integral membrane protein 14-like. The transcript has 5 exons. NCBI's taxonomy places the organism in Eukaryota, Metazoa, Chordata, Actinopteri, Salmoniformes, Salmonidae. Gene Ontology annotation, cellular component: endoplasmic reticulum. The record is from RefSeq and is a predicted model, not a curated record. Bases 268 to 588 code for a protein of 106 amino acids.
ACCGUUUCUAUUGGACAGUAAAUCGGGUAGGUCCCCUCCCGUUUCGUUGGCCUCCGUUUAUGGAACGUGUUGCAACAGAAUUGGCAUAAUGAAUGAGCCCCUGGAAAUCUUCUACUGUACAGAUGAAAACAGUUUGGCCAGCUGUGGCUUUCUGAUAACGUGUCUACAGUCGGGAACGAUAACAACAAGAAACAUACAUUCACUGGACUCUAAAAGCUGCGUCUGGAUCAGUGUGUUCAGGUGUGUGUGUUUUGUCAGGUGAUCGUAAUGGCGGAGGGAGGCUUUGACCCCUGUGAGUGCAUCUGCACCCAGGAGCACGCCAUGAGACGACUCAUCAACCUGCUACGUCAGUCUCAGUCCUACUGUACAGACACAGAGUGUCCUCAGGACUUACCAGGACCCAGUGGCUCAGUAGGAGGUGGAGACCUGACUGUCCCCGUGGUUCUGAUGGGCUGGAUGGUUCUGGUUCUGCUCCUCUUCCUCCUCAGACCCAACAGCCUCAGAGGAUCCCCAGCGCCGCCUGCCGGCAAACCUACUGGACCUCACAGUAGUCGUGACCAGGAUCCCCCAGCUCCACCAGUGGACUAGCAGCAGAACCAGACGGAACAGAACCGGAGAGAACCAGACGUUCUACUGGACAACCCAACAUCUCCUCUAGACGUUCUACUGGACAACCCAACAUCUCCUCUAGACGUUCUACUGGAC